AAACUUGCAUUUCUAAGUUGGUUGUUUUUCGAUUUCAUAAUCCUAAAAAAAGAAAGAAAUAGAAAAUGAGUGAUAAAAACGACGGAACUGCUCCUGCUGACAAAACCAUUUUUGAUGCCAUUGCUCAGGGUGAUUUAACAGAGUUUAAAAACAUUCUAGCAGAGCACAAGGGUGGAGUCGAUUUCUUUGACGAAAAUGGUAUGACGGCACUCCAACAUGCUGCAUAUAAAGGGAAUAAGGACAUGGUUCAGUUAUUACUCGACAGAGGAGCUGAUGUGAAUUCUGGGAAGCAUGAAUACAACUACACGGCAUUGCAUUUUGGUGCUUUAUCUGGUAGUUCUGAAGUGUGCAAGUUGUUAUUGGAUGCUGGCGCUAAGCCCACUGCAACAAACUCUGUUGGUCGUACAGCAUCACAAAUGGCUGCAUUUGUUGGUAAUCAUCAUACUGUUGCCACCAUUAAUAAUUAUGUACCGCGUAGCGAAAUAGCUUACUUCUCUACCAUACAAGGACAACAAACUGAACCAUAUCUUCCAGCAGUCUUAGUGGAUCCGCUACAUAAAUUUGUUCUCGGUGUCAAUAUACAUCCAGUUAGACUAGCUCUUAACUUACAACAUUCACCUGCUCUUCUAGAGAAUGCUGAGAAAGUCAGUAAAGUUUUAGAAUUAUUGUGUAAAAAAGAAAUGACGAGAGGCAGUGAAACAAAUGAAGUUAUGGCUUUCAAAUAUCACUACCUCGCAUACAUUGUAAGAGAGAUCAACAAUAUAAAAGACAAACAGAAACCUGCUUCAGAUAAGGAUGAAAAGAAAUAUGAUAUUGUAGAAAUAUUUUCAAAGAAGCUACUGAAACCUGGUAAGGAUGGUGUUUCGUUGGAUUUAAUGGAUAGCUUCCUCAAAGAUUGUGUAAGAGAAUUUCCGUUUAGAGAGUGCACUACUUUUCAUCAAAUGGUAACAUCAUUGACUAGUAAAGAUCCUCCUUCUGCAUUAUCAGUUAUUAACUGCACCUUAAAUGGCCAGCGUGGAUUUGUUGAUGCAAUUCCAUAUUGCAGUACAUGUGGAGAGGAGAAGCCGGCAAAGAAGUGUUCCAAAUGCAAAUCUGUGCAGUAUUGUGACAGAGAAUGCCAACGUUUGCAUUGGUUCGUUCACAAGAAGGCAUGCAACAGAGAGUCUAGUGCACCAUCCGUAGCCACCACUAAUACAAAAGCCGACAUCAACCCUAAUAUACUGUGUUCGGAGAUUCAAAAUUUGUUAGCAGGGUAGGGUUAGGAAUGCAACAUGUAAUCAAUUAUAUAUAUAUGUAUUCCAUGAUUGGUAUAGUUCAUUUCUCACUGUGUUGUAAUAUAAAUAUAUUGUCAAAGG
Molecule: messenger RNA, 1355 nt
Organism: Diatraea saccharalis (sugarcane borer)
Lineage: Eukaryota; Metazoa; Arthropoda; Insecta; Lepidoptera; Crambidae
Source: the annotation of a GenBank genome assembly